AGGUUUGGUUUCAUUUAUUUUUGAACCAUUAGGUUUCGACCUUCUUGUUAUGUUUUUGUGAUGUGAUGAUUUCGAGUUGUAUUUGAAUUUUUCAUGAGUUAUUGUUUGUGUGCAUUGCAGAUGGAGGAUAGGUUUGCCGAAGAACUUUAUGGUGAAAGUUUACAACUGUCAAAAUUAGAACUCAGGUCCACCAAUGAUCAAGAAAAUAAGGCAAAUGACUAUGGCGGUGAUGAUUUGAGCCUUGAUGGUUCUUUCUGGGAUGUAUCUGAUGACAAGUUGGAUAGCUCGUCAGAUUUGGACAGAGAGUGGCAGAGGAGGCAUGACCAAUUCCAUACGAUUGGGUAUCGAGAUGGUCUUAUAGCAGGGAAGGAAGCUUCUGCACAGGAAGGGUUCAAUAUUGGUUUUAAGCAAUCAGUCCUUCCUGGUUAUAGCUGGGGUGUUGUACGAGGUGUUACCAGUUCUUUUUCUCAUCUUCCUGAUAAAUUAAUAGAGAGGUUGAUUGAAACAUUGGAAAAAAGAAAUGAGUUCAGAGAGCUGCAUGAAUCGGUGCAUUCUUUGUCAACAACAGAUGCCCUUAGAUUGUUUAAUGACGAAAUAAAAGCACAAGAAGCUUUGGAACAGAGUGAACAAUCAGAAGUUAGCCAUCCCACACCAGGUUUGCAAGAGCAACCAUCCCGUGACUCUCUGCUGAGAAAUUAUCGUGGACAACUUGAAUCUCUGAUCUGUGACAAUCCUGCCUUUGACAUUCAUUUACCCAAACCAUGAUAAACGGUGAUCUAUUUUGUGUAAAACACUUUAGCAUAGAAUGAUAAGAAGUUUUUUGUAGAACGUCUUCCAUUUUUAUCACUGUAAAAGUAGAUUUAUUGCCACUAUUUUUGAGUUUUGUAAAAAAUAAUUGUUUCCUGGUAAUGACAAUAAAAUAAAACACAGAAUAUCAAGUACUGGAUAGAAGUUUCUUGGGUAUAUACUCUCAUGCACAUUCUAAUGUUCUUUGGU
Messenger RNA from Abrus precatorius (Indian licorice), 996 nucleotides. RefSeq names its product protein YAE1 homolog. The transcript has 5 exons. Lineage: Eukaryota; Viridiplantae; Streptophyta; Magnoliopsida; Fabales; Fabaceae. The coding region runs from base 94 to 765 and encodes 223 amino acids. The record is from RefSeq and is a predicted model, not a curated record.